AUUUCUUUCAAUGCAACGUCCGUCAUUCGACGAAUAUCCGCCAGUACUUCUUCCUUUAAUACCGGCUUUAUCAGAAGUGAAUCGACUGCGUUAUAGAAUUGAUUGCUACGUUCUGCUGAUCAUAUCAACAACAACCGUUAGCAGCCUGAUACUAACAUGUGAACUCGCGCAUAGAUGUACUCUAAGCUUCGUUACGAGUCGAAAUCAGUAUAUGUUCAAUGUGUUCAAUGAACGAUCGUCGCGCGGGGGAGCGUUUCAAGGAGAGUUCAGCGCCUUGAGGCGACCUCAAGGCGAUUCUUAUCAGGCUUCUAUUUGCCGUCGAGGAAAAUGUUUUUGAUUUCAUACAUAUAGUGCCCAGCGUCACUUCGUACAGGACGUCAAGUCACCCACCUCCGAGAUAUCCACCCUCGUUUUCGCCAUGGAUUUGGAUGAUUUCGAGCAAAUUCAAAAUGCCCAGAAUAAGGACACAACGAUUGAUUUGGGAACUAGCGAUGAUGCCUCAAGUGCUUUGGAAUAUUUCGAUGCGGUGUGGUACUCGUUCACUUCCCGCAGGGGCCGUGUCAUGGAUCUCAUAGGCGACUAUGGUGGUAAUGAGUUGUUCAUUAUUGAUGGCGAAUCCCUCUUCCAGAACGUGUUGGACGAUCAUCUGCUAGCUUUGGCAGAUGAAGAAGAUCCCAGCUUCCAAAUCUUACACGCCCUUUACGCCCUUGAAUGUACUCUCAAUGAUUUUCGCAAAAGAUCAGCUGUCUUUGAUGUCGUCUUUUUCAACGACACCCGUCAUCGUACCCUUGGCACAGGUGGACACCCUUUCGUGCUCAGAUCGCGAUCUUUGGCGCGCGCCAUCUUGUACCAACACCUUAAGACACUGGACAUUUCCGUGCACUCCUUUGAUAAUACAUCGGACCCUCGCUGGAUUUCCUAUCUAAAAGUCCACAGACCUAUGUUUGCUUUGCUGAAUGAUGGAGGUCCCGUCGAAGCUACAGAUAGUCCUCUAGAAGCGGAGUGUGUGCUGCAACAGCGGACCCUUAUAUUCGAUCUCAUCUCGCAAGGCGUUUCGGUAGCGCUUCUGGAGGGCGCGGAGUUUAGAGAUUCGAAGAUAUCGUCUCUCGUCAUCGAGCAACGGCAGGGCGUCGAUGCUCGAGGACAACUCAAAGCUAAACAUUGGCAAAGAGUCGAACAAGCAUUGGUAGCCCUCAACUCUGAAGAAACAAGGAUUCGCGGUGGCUCUCUUCCAAUUUCUCUCCACCACUUUUCUACGCCAACGCAACAAGGAACUAUAGAAACUGUAGUAUCUAAUGUGCUCUCUGCAUUCCUGGCUCUGAAGCCUCGCCGAGAGGUGGGGACCCCUGAACUCCUUUUCGCCUUCGUUGCACAUCUCUUGCUUCUACCUGAGCUUCCUAUUCAAGACCGAGCAAGGCCAACUCCGAACCUGGGCGACUCUUUGAAUGAACGCUUGCUUUCCAAGUUCCUUCCACUUAUCUUCACUGCUGUUGAGACUGUUCAGGCUACAGACCAUCCGCUCGACAUUGAUGGCCGUGUAUUUAUCGAACUCCUUCUGUUCCUUAUGCAACAUCCUGACAUGCCGCUCUCCGAGGCUGUUGGCGAGGAGGUCGCUAACCAGCUGACCAUGCUAUGGAAGUUGCAUAAACUUCCUUCCGCGAACUUCGCCAGCUUGGCUCCUCGUUACCCACAUCCGGCACCUGAAGCACGAGAUUCAGAGGAGCCAGAAACUUUCGGUGUUCUCCCCUUCCACAAUGCUGUUUUCGACGACCUGCUCUCUGACGUCUACGUGGAAGUCGAUGAGCAGGAGGAACAAAGUGGAGCAGCUCAACUUGAGUUCUCACAGGCAUUCGUCGAUUUGCAUCAUUGGCAUAAUCAUCGUCGGCCUGUGUUGCCCAAACAUCUUGGUGGUGACAAUCCAAAACCGGCCAACCAGUGGCAACGCAUGCGUCAGCUUCGUCGCAACCAAAAUUUCAUGGCCCAGUUGGAACGGCAGGCAAAUACACUCACUGGUGCGUUUGGGAAGACGCUUCAACGCUUAACGAUCACAGGAUCCUCUGAUUCCACCAACCGUCGCAAUGAGCAGCAUGCUCAGGCACCAUCCCGGAAACAAGCCAAAGCUGUGAAGGAGUCCGCAGCCCAGCGCAUACGACGUGAACACGCGGAGAAGAAGCAAGCUGAGGAAGACGAGUCUAAUCAAAAGUGGUGGACAAAUGAACUACAACGCCUAUCUUCGAUGCCGCUUUCCCAAAAGGUCGUUCACAUCGAGAAUAUGCUGCGUAACUCCAAACGUGCAAAUGGAAAUGGAUGGUUGGCUGUCGAGAUGCGGCUGUACGAGUUAAACCUGGAAAUCCUCAGUUGGCUCGAACAUCCGGAUCAUGACAGUACGUCUCAUGCUUCACGCUUGCGAGAUGACUACACAGUCUCCAUCAUGCGCAAGGUGAAAACUAUGUCCGAAAAUGGGGGACUUUUCUAUGCCGCGUCCAAAGCCAUCGCUUCGGUGCUGGUUGCUCUCGGAUUGACUGAACUUCUGGCCGAACUGGUUGACUCGUCACCGAAUGCUAGAGAUGAUGACAAACGACGUCUUAAUUUCGAGUUCGUCAAACUCAUCAAGUCCAAGUCUGGCUCGCCUAUCCACAAGUUCAUGCGUAUCACUGAAGACCCAGUCAUAUGGCAGCUUCGCCUCUUUGGGGAGUACAUGGACAGAAGUAUGGAUAGCCAGCCAGAUCCUCGGGUUUCUUUCGAGCCCGAUGCAUGGCAGCGCAAAGUUCUAGAUUGCUUGGACGAUGAAGGCCAUUCGGUUUUAGUCGUCGCACCCACGAGUGCGGGUAAGACAUUCAUUUCGUAUUAUGCUAUGGAGAAGGUAUUACGAUCCAACGACGAUGAUCUCUUGGUUUACGUGGCACCUACCAAAGCACUUGUGGCGCAGAUUGCUGCUGAGGUUUGUGCAAGGUUCAGCAAGUCAUACAAGACCGGUCGCAGCUGCUGGGCCAUUCAUACUCGGGACUACCGUAUUAAUGAUCCUAUAAACUGUCAAAUCCUCGUUACCGUGCCUGAAGUACUAGCAAGUCUUCUGUUAUCUCCCCCAUUGGCGAACGUUUGGACACCGAGGAUCAAACGAAUCAUUCUGGAUGAAAUCCAUUCAAUCGGUCAGCAGGAAGGGGGAGCAGUCUGGGAACAGAUCAUUUUGCUGGCGCCAUGCCCUAUCAUUGGCCUUUCCGCUACCGUCGGAAACCCGGAGCAAUUCAACACUUGGCUCGAGUCCGUACAGACUGCACAUGGGUUCAAACAUUCUUUCAUACAACAUCCUCAUCGAUAUUCGCACUUGCGCAAGUUCUUUUACCUUUUCUCCGAGAAGGCGAAAACCGCAAGCUCUCUUGCUCUUGGGCUUAACGGCUACCGCGACACUGAUAGGCUCAGGUUCCUUCACCCCGUGUCUAUGCUAUCCUUCGGUGUACGCGAUUUACCCCCUGACUUCGCAUUGGAGGCGUCUGACUGCCUUUCACUGUACCGUGCAUUGACGUCUCUCAAUGUCGGCGACAACGAUAAAAUUCAGUCUCUCGAUCCUUCCACCUACUUCCACCGGAAUACUCUUCUGCGUCAGAAGGAUAUCAUCCAAUAUGAAGAAAACCUGAAAGACGUUCUCAACAACAUCAUAUCUAUUUCGGAUCCACAAGACCCCGAAUCUCCUCUUCAACGAGUCGCCCAGCACGUACAAGAUCCCGCUAUUUCUCGUUUAUCUAUUGCUCAGCAGAACGCUCUACCUUCUAAGCAGGCGUUCUUCGACAACUUGCUUCCCUUCGUCGCCGACCUGCACUCUAAGGGAGACUUGCCCGCGAUUUUGUUCAAUUUUGAUCGUACAGCCUGCGAGAAAAUGGCCAUACAUAUCGUAAACGCACUCGAAGCCGCUGAGCAAGAAUGGCGAAAAGGGCCGGAAUGGCAAGAAAAAUUGCGCCAGUGGGAACGAUGGCAGAUGAAAGUAAAAGAUCGCCAACGUCAAGCCCAGAAGGCUGCAAAGCGGGAUAAGAAGAACAAAGAUGAAGAGCAUGUUGAAUCGACCAGGUCGUGGGAGGAGACAUUUGACCCAGAUGACCCAUCUCCUCAAUUUUCAUUCGCUUCGGCCAAAGGCUCUUACACAAAAACGGAUUUAAUGGCCGACUUGGAAGAUAUUCGAUGGGUAAAUAUACCCUUAUGGGCAUUGAAUUGCCUGCGGAGAGGAAUAGCUGUCCAUCAUGCCGGGAUGAACAAGCAUUACAGGACGUUAAUAGAGAGUCUCUUCCGUCUAGGCUAUGUUCGAGUUGUUAUUGCAACUGGAACACUGGCCCUGGGUAUAAACGCGCCCGCAAAGACAUCUGUAUUCUGUGGCGAUUCUCCCUUCCUUACAGCGCUUCAGUUUCGACAAUGCGCAGGACGAGCUGGCAGGCGAGGUUUUGAUCUCUUGGGUAAAGUCGUAUUUUAUGGUCUGGCGAUGGAUCGAGCCCAACGAUUGGUUCUAUCCAAAUUACCAUCUCUGGGCGGAAAUUUCCCCUUGACGUCAACAAUGGUGCUUCGGUUGUUCAACCUUCUCCAAGGAUCAAACUACGCACCUACAGCGGUGACUGCUAUUCAGCGAUUAUUGACACUUCCACAUGUCAGUUUCAUAUCAGACACAGGGAAACACCAAUUGUUGCAUCAUAUCCGAUUCAGCAUUGACUACCUGCGACGAGCAGGUCUGCUGGAUGCAUCCGGUAAUCCAAUCGACCUGUUCGGUAUUGCGGCUCACUUGUAUUACACGGAGCCGAGCAACUUGGCAUUGGUUGCGCUUUUCCGCAAGGGUGUCAUUCACCGUAUCUGUGGACAACCCAGUAUGAUUAAUGCAAAGAGGGAUUUUUUCCUUCUCAUGGCUCAUCUCUUCAAUCGCCAGAAGAUACCUAAAGUCUACACAUCCGCAGCGAACAUAAAAGAGCAAAUCAGGAAAUCUCCUUCGAUGGUUAUUCUUCCUCCUCUUCCCGAUCGCGCUAGGGAGGUACUGGUGCAACAUGACGAGGAGAUCCUGCAGGUCUUCUCAGGCUAUGCAAAAGCAUUUGCGACACACUAUCAAAAGGACUUAGGGAGCGAUCACACUCUUCCAUUCAGCAGCAAAACCUAUCCUGUUCCGGAUGUGGCCGGCAAAUCCACGAAUCAGUUUCAAGCUGAUCUACGAACAACUGCUGUUCGUGUCAAACUACGAUCCGUUUUCGUCGCCAAUUCCGGGCACACGGAUUGCUUUGAAAGCGUCUCUGAGCUCAGCCAAACAGCAAGGACAGGUCUCCAUCUCAACGACCAUGCAAUUCCAACCAUGCACUCGUUCACUACGCUAGGUUCGGACGGAGAUCUCACGUUCGCUUUGAAUGCCUAUCUACUGGACUUCUAUAUUCAUGGACAAACGCAACCAUUGGUUGUUGCCAAUGGCAUCAGGAGGGGAGACUUGUGGUAUCUUUUGCAAGACUUCACACUUGCUCUCAAAGCCGUGCGGUCAAGCUUGGAGGAGCUUCUGUUAGGCGUGUCUAAAGGAAAUGCGGAAGGUGACGAGGAUCUGGAAGGAAGUGUCACUGCCGUAGAUCCAGCUGAGAGAGAUGAUGAUUCCGACGAUGAUCGCACCAGGGUUGAUUCUGAAACGGUCGUGAAACGUCCAAGAGGUGUGAGCGAUCGUGAUUGGAGGGUGUUCGAGAUUGUGGAUGCCGUUACGAAUGAGUUUGAGGAGAAGUUCAAGGCUAUGUGGGCAUAGGAACAGUAAUCCAUGUAGUCGUGGUCUGUCUAUCGAUGUAGGUCUUGUAUCUAGUUAGUCGAUCUAUGUGUAGCUCUGGCCUAGUAGGCUUGUCGUCUCAUAUAGGGACAUAGUAGAUUCCGGUGUUGUGAAGAAUAUCGUUCACUGGUCGAUACUAGACUACUAUCUCCUGCGUGACGAUCGUGCUAAAACGGAUGAGAUAUGAAAGGAUGCGCUAAAUGUCGCAGGGAUACAAGUCAUAAAUUAUGGAUAAUUAC
Molecule: messenger RNA, 6003 nt
Organism: Somion occarium
Lineage: Eukaryota; Fungi; Basidiomycota; Agaricomycetes; Polyporales; Cerrenaceae
Source: the annotation of a GenBank genome assembly